AUGAGGUCACGCCACACCCGCCGAAAAGCUCCGGCCCGUCGGCAGGCCAUCUUCUACUGGUCUCCUUCGCACGACAGCAGGUUGGCGGACAUGCGCACAGACGCAGGACAGAAACACAGGACAGAGGAGACUGUUCCAGAGACUGCUCCCAUGGCUCAAGCAGGUCCUUCUUCAGGGACUGCAGGCACUCGUACGGGCGUUGACACGUGUAAUUCCCAGGGAUGCCGCUGCUGCCGGCACAUAUGGAAGGGUGCUGUUAAAUUUCAGAGCACAGCUACAGGAGAACAUUACAACAUCACACAAUAUCUGACAUGCAAGACACCAAGUGUCAUCUACAUCAUCCAGUGCAAAAAAUGCCCGGUGCAGUAUGUUGGGAAGACUUUGACCACACUGCAGAGAACAGUCGAAGAACACAGAGCUUCCAUCACAAAUCAGCGACGUCAGCCAGUCCCUGAUCAUUUCAACAACAAUGACCAUUGUCUUGAUCAUCUGAUUGUAUAUCCAAUUGAGCAGGUCAAUGGUUCUGAAGCACUAAAAGAGAGGGAACUCUACUGGAUCAGAGAGCUUGCAACAAUGGCCCAUGGACUGAAUUGCGUGCCAUAUACAUAUGAGGAACACAGGACAGAGGAGACUGCUCCAGAGACUGCUCCCGUGGCUCAAGCAGGUCCUUCUUCCAGGACUGCAGGCACUCGUACGGGCGUUGACACGUGUAAUUCCCAGGGAUGCCGCUGCUGCGGGCACAUAUGGAAGGGUGCUGUUAAAUUUCAGAGCACAGCUACAGGAGAACAUUACAACAUCACACAAUAUCUGACAUGCAAGACACCAAGUGUCAUCUACAUCAUCCAGUGUAAAAAAUGCCCGAUGCAGUAUGUUGGGAAGACUACAACCACACUCCAAAGAAGAUCCAAAGACCACAGAAGCUCCAUCAGAAAACGCCAAUAUCGACCAAUCCCUGUUCAUUUUAACAACAAUGGCCAUUCUCUUAAAGAUCUGAUUUUAUUUCCAAUUGAGCAGGUCAAUGGUUGUAAAGCACUAAAAGAGAGGGAACUCUACUGGAUCACAGAGCUGGAAACAAUGGCCCGUGGACUAAAUCUGGUGCCAUGUAAUUAUGUAGGGGAGCAGCAACUGGGUGAUGGUGAGGAAAGAUCAGCGGGACCAGCUCAGGAACAAGUGGAAGAAUGCAAAGAUGCAAUAGAAGACGGAAAACAAGCCAUGUCUCAGGUUUACACCAAACUGAAAAAUGUUACCAGCAGAGAGAGACAGAGCAUGGAGUUCCUGAACGAUCUCAAAAAGAAGGUCUCAGAUUUAAAAGAAUAUGACCAAAAAGAGAAAAUUUACAUUGGACUGUUUGGGAAGACGGGAGCAGGGAAGAGCUCACUGAUCAACGCAAUUAUCAAUGAAGACCAGCUUCUGCCUUCAUCACUCUCACAUGCCUGCACUUCAGUCUUAGUGCAAGUGCAAGCCAAUACAAAAUCCAGAAAAUACAAAGCUGAUAUUGAAUUCAUCAGCCCAGAGGCCAAAGAACUGUCUCGAAGCAUUGAAUGCUACAUUCGGAGUGAUGAAAAAGGAAAAGAUAAGUUCUGGCCUCUUGUGAAGCGAGUCACCAUCUCCUUGCCACAGUCUCCAGCUCUACUGGAAGGGGUUGUGCUGGUGGACCUGCCUGGGGCCGGAGAUGUCAGUAAACACAGAAGUGAGAUGUGGAAAAAGGCCAUCCGUUAUUGA
This is a messenger RNA of Anguilla anguilla (European eel), 1722 nucleotides long. RefSeq lists its product as uncharacterized. NCBI's taxonomy places the organism in Eukaryota, Metazoa, Chordata, Actinopteri, Anguilliformes, Anguillidae. Bases 1 to 1722 code for a protein of 573 amino acids. The transcript has 8 exons. Gene Ontology annotation, molecular function: GTPase activity. The record is from RefSeq and is a predicted model, not a curated record.